AUGGCGUCGACGGUGUGUGUUUCUAGGUGCCGACUUUUAGCAAAAUUAGAAAUAAAUCGUGGUUUGUGUUUAUCGCCGAUAUUUAGGGAUUUGUCAAAUAGCAGGGAGUCAUGGUGUCGUCGGUGGCGGCCCACGCGCCGCUGCUUUUUCACAAGCGCUUGCGCACAUGGAUCCAAAGCAACAUCGAAAGUCGACAUCGAAAAGUCUGAGGGUAAGGAUCUAGGUCAAUAUAUAAGGGCUAGCAAUAACUAUACCAUUCAUAAAAUGCAUUUAAUAUAG
Molecule: messenger RNA, 279 nt
Organism: Arctia plantaginis
Lineage: Eukaryota; Metazoa; Arthropoda; Insecta; Lepidoptera; Erebidae
Source: the annotation of a GenBank genome assembly